AUGAGCUUUUUUCUUGGUGGUGAAGGGGCUGUAUUGAUUAAGCAGGUUUUGGAGGCUAUCGAUACCGUUGGGGGAGAGCAGGGAUCAUCCGGCGGUGAAUCCAUUCGGACCGGCGAGCCGCCUCUUGAAACGGCGGAACUGGAUCCGAUUCUGGUGGUGGUUGGAGGCAGUGAUCUGCUGAAAGACAGGGCGGAGGAGUACGCGGAGAAGCUCAAGGGUUGGGGAAAGAAGGUGGAGUACGCGGAGUUCGAAGGACAGCAACAUGGCUUCUUCACCAUAUAUCCCAAUUCCGACGCUGCUAAUGAAUUGAUGCUUCUCAUCAAACGCUUCCUUGCUCAGAAUUAA
Messenger RNA from Thlaspi arvense, 345 nucleotides. Lineage: Eukaryota; Viridiplantae; Streptophyta; Magnoliopsida; Brassicales; Brassicaceae. The record is from the annotation of a GenBank genome assembly.